Chironomus riparius is the source of this 264-nucleotide messenger RNA. Lineage: Eukaryota; Metazoa; Arthropoda; Insecta; Diptera; Chironomidae. The record is from the annotation of a GenBank genome assembly.
AUGUCGGAAAUACCUAAAGUUAAGCAUUUGGAUCGCAAAUUGAAGCAAUCUGAAGUCGAUUUUAUGAAAUUGAUUGAGGAACAGAACAUCCAAAGAGUUUUAAAGCUGAAAAAGACGAGAAAGAAUAACAUUUUGACAGCUGUAGCACUUGGUGUUUCUGUAUUAGGUAUCUACGGAUACUCUAUGUAUGCAGUUAAACAAGAGAAAUUUUUAGAUGAUUUUGAAGAACCUGCAAAAGAAGAAUUAACACAAAAACAAUUAUAA